Molecule: messenger RNA, 269 nt
Organism: Microthlaspi erraticum
Lineage: Eukaryota; Viridiplantae; Streptophyta; Magnoliopsida; Brassicales; Brassicaceae
Source: the annotation of a GenBank genome assembly
CUCCAAGCCUACAAGGUCACGGCCUACAACACUCGACAAACAGGGAAGAAAGCUUAGUGUUGGAGGGGUCAUCACACCAAUCCUUUGUGCAGCAGGAGUCCAUGGACAAGAGAAGGUCUACUCCAGCCAGGUGGAUGGACAUCAAGUUUUGCAAGACCAACCUCCUCAUUGAGCACAAGGAGUUGGAUGGGAGGUUCCAAUUCAAGUUCACACAUCCAUUGGCUGGCCCUCCAAGCUUCUCCUGCCCAACCCAGAGCUCACCACAGUAG